AUGUACCUUCCUUACGAUAUGAUCUUAUAUGAGCUGCAAGUGUGGCGACUGCUUGAAUUUAAUGAAGAUACAGGAAAAACUGAAUUAAUGUGGAACCUUGAAACACCAUACAUAAAGGACUCUCUUGGCAUGCCGUGCAUAAGAAAUCAAAGUGCCUCAACUCUUCUUAUAUCUUCCAUGUCGAUACCUGCAUCCCCGAAUCCCAUAUGUUAA
Clunio marinus is the source of this 213-nucleotide messenger RNA. Lineage: Eukaryota; Metazoa; Arthropoda; Insecta; Diptera; Chironomidae. The record is from the annotation of a GenBank genome assembly.